Eriocheir sinensis (Chinese mitten crab) is the source of this 3753-nucleotide messenger RNA. It is a transcript of the gene Prp40, whose product is annotated as pre-mRNA-processing factor 40 homolog B-like. Gene Ontology annotation, biological process: mRNA cis splicing, via spliceosome. Gene Ontology annotation, molecular function: RNA binding; protein binding. NCBI's taxonomy places the organism in Eukaryota, Metazoa, Arthropoda, Malacostraca, Decapoda, Varunidae. The record is from RefSeq and is a predicted model, not a curated record. The transcript is spliced from 21 exons. Bases 125 to 2917 code for a protein of 930 amino acids. Gene Ontology annotation, cellular component: U2-type prespliceosome; U1 snRNP.
CGGGUCGGCGUCGCGCACCAAGACCGAGUUUAGGAAGGAGGAGAAGAGCCGUGUGGCGCGCCGGAUUCCCUUAUCGCUGCCAUGGUGGGUUCCUGCUGAAGUCAGUUGUUCUCAAGCUGCCAUAAUGGAUGGAUGGACCGACAUUCUCAAUCACACUCAAAAUAUUCUACUUCACCUCUCGACUGGUGGUAUGAAUCCCGGCAAAGGCGGCGGCAGCAACAACCCCUCUGGCUAUGGCGCCCCGCCCAUGGGUUUCAGGAUGCCCCCGCCAGGACCCGGAAUGCCUCCCCGCCUGCCGCCCCCCAGCUUCAUGGGUCAGGGGGGCGGCCCAGGCAUGCCCCCAGCCUUCAACGUCCCUCCGCCAGGCUUCUUGAACUCCUUCAGUCAAGCCGGGGCAGGUGACCCGGGUAACAGUGCCGUCAUUUCCGCUGCGCCCCAGCUCAACACUCCCCCUGCCAGCAACUCCCCCGCUGCCGCCGCCCCCCCCAGUGUGGUCUCGCCUGCCGACCCAACCCAGGGGGCCAUGCCAGCCACCACGCCCCCUGCCAACAUUGCCAUGCCCUCCACCCCAGCGCCUGCCUUGCCCGCCUCUGCGCCUGUCGCUGCCGCCGCCGCUGCUGUGGGGGCCCCUGCUGCAGCCGCUAAGCCAGACGCAGCGUCCGCCACCAAGGAGAAGAAGAGCGUGUGGACGGAACACAAGGCCCCCGGCGGCCGCGUCUAUUACUACAACACUGUGCUGCGGCAGAGCUCGUGGGAGAAGCCGGAUGAGCUCAAGACUGCGGCAGAGCUGCUGCUCUCCCAGUGUGCGUGGAAGGAGUACAAAUCUGAGAGCGGCAAAGUGUACUAUCACAACGUCAACACCAAGGAGUCGCAGUGGACCAUCCCCAAGGAGCUGGAGGAACUCAAGGCGAAGAUCUUGGCCGAGGAGCAGGAGGAGAAGACAGGGGGACCAUCUGCAGGACCACCACCAGGAGCUCCGCCCGAGGACAAGAAGCCAGGCUCAGCGCUGGACCCGUCAACCUUGAGAAUGGACAAGACAGGGCCAGGAGGAGGAGGAGGAGGAGGAGGCCCGCCGGAGGACAAAAAGGUCGGCUCAGCGCUUGACCAGGCCAUGGCGGCGACACUGGCGGCCAUCGAGGUUCCCAGCACCGCCUCGGCUGCCAAGGCUGAGGUGAAGGAGGUUCCUGAGCCCAAGCUGCUGGUCUUCAAGGACAAGAAGGAGGCGCUGGAGGCCUUCAAGGAGUUCCUCAGAGACAAGGGAGUGCCCAGCGACGCCACGUGGGACCGGGCCGUGCGGUUAAUCCAGAAUGACGUGCGGUACGAGGCCUUCAACAAGCUCAACGAAAAGAAGCAAGCAUUCAACGCCUACAAGGUCCAGCGCGCCAAGGAGGAGAAGGAGGAGCAGCGACUGCGUGCCAAGAAGGCCAAGGAGGACCUGGAGCAUUUCCUGCUGAACAAUGAGCGGAUGAGUUCUACCAUCAAGUACUACCGCUGCCACGAGAUGUUCCAGCACCUCGAGCUGUGGAAAUGCGUGCCUGAGUCUGAGAGGCGCGAGGUGUACGAGGACGUUGUGUUCAACCUAGCCAAGAAGGAGAAGGAGGAGAACAAGGCCAUGCGCAAAAGGAACAUGAAGGUACUGAGUGAGAUCCUGGACAGCAUGACCAACAUCACCUUCAAAACCACCUGGUCUGAGGCGCAGCAAAUGCUCAUCGACAACCCAACCUUUGCCGAGGACACAGACCUGCUCAGCAUGGACAAGGAAGAUGCCCUGAUAGUCUUUGCCGAGCACAUCAAGCAGCUGGAGGAGGAGGAGGAGGAGGAGAGGGAGCGCCAGAAGAAGAGGGUCAAGAGGCAGCAGCGCAAGUGUCGUGACAACUACAUCGCGCUGCUGGACGAGCUUCACGAGCAGGGCAAGCUGACCUCCAUGUCCCUCUGGGUGGAGCUGUACCCAAUGAUCUCGGCAGACAUAAGGUUCACUGCUAUGCUGGGUCAGCCGGGGUCAACGCCUCUCGACCUCUUCAAGUUCUACGUUGCCGACCUCAAGUCUCGCUUCCAUGACGAGAAGAAGAUCAUCAAGGAGAUACUGAAGGAGAAGUCGUUUGAGGUUCAGGUCAAGACAAGCUUCAAGGAAUUUGCCACGGUGGUGUGUGACGACCCGCGCUCCGCCACGCUGGACGCUGGGAACGUGAAGCUGACCUACAACGCUCUCAUUGAAAAGGCCGAGGCGAGAGAGAAGGAGCGUCUGAAGGAGGAGGCGCGGAAGAUGAAGCGUCUUGAGGCAGGGUUGCGGGCGGCUUUCAAGUCCAUCGGCGUGGACUCCGGCUCCACCUGGGAAGACGUGCGGCCGAGGGUCCAGCACCUGCCAUCCUUCACUGCCGUCACCAUCGAGGCCGAGCGCAUCAGGAUAUUCAAGGAGUACCAGCAGCACCUGGAGGAGGCGUGCGGCCACCACCACUCACGCAACAAGAAGAAGAGCAAGAAGAAGGACAGGAAGAAGUCUCGGUCGCGCUCACACUCCUACUCGUCCGACAGCGAUGAAGGCCACCACAAGCGCGCUGCAAAAUCUCGCCGCUCUCGCUCGCGCUCCCGAAGCUUCUCCGACGACUCCGAGGAGGAGAGACGACGCUCCAGGAAGAAGAAGAGCAAGAAGAAGAAGGGCAGAAGCAGAUCGCGUUCCCCCAGCAGCGAGGACUCGUAUCGGUCACGUCGCUCCUCCAAGAAGAAGAAGCACAGGUCACGCUCGAGGUCAAGGUCACAUUCGCGGGCAGGGUCGAGAGGUCAUUCCGAGGGCGACUCCGGACAGAGAUCUUCCGAGAGAGAGGCCGGUGAAGUGAGCUUGGAGGAAGGGGAGCUGAGCGAGGACGAACUGGAGAAGAAGAGGGCACAGCUGAUGAAGGAACUGGAGAACAUUAACUAAAGAAGGAGGAGGAGGAGGAAGAGGAAGAAGAGGAGGAGGAGGUGGAGCGCUGGGCAUUGAGUCUCCUAAAUUGCAGAUAUGUUUCCUGUUACACACACCAUCUCUCUGACCUGACCUGAUUUGACUCAUUCACAACAGCCUAAUGGAAGUUUGUCAUGUUAGUAUACAGUGAAGUUAAAAAGAUGAAUUGAUUUAAGAAUAAGGGAAUUGAGGGAGGGAGAAAGAGAAGGAGAAGGAGAGAGAGAGAGCCCAGCUGAUGAAGGAACUGGAGGACAUAUACUUAGGAAGAAGAAGGAGGAGGAAGAGGAAGAAGAGGAGGAGGAGGUGGUGGAGUGCUGGGCAUUGAGUCUCCUAAACUACAGAUACGUUUUCCAUUAUGGGUUUAAAAUUACAAGUAAAAUAUUUGCUCUAACCUGACGUGACCUGACCUGACCUAAGUUGACUCAUUCAGAAAGGGCUAAUAUUUUGGUAUUGACGGAGGUGUUAAUGGUAGUACAGUAAAUUAAAAGAUUAAUUGACAUACGAAUUCUUCUAAUAUUUUGUGACGAUAGACUUUGUGGAGAAUUACAAAAAACGUUCUUGAUAUACAUGACAUUUUUUUAUAAUUUAAUCAGUACAAAGCUGUCAUAUCUUGAGUGAGAGAGAGAGAGAGAGAGAGAGAGAGAGAGAGAGAGAGAGAGAGAGAGAGAGAGAGAGAGAGAGAGAGAGAGAGAGAGAGAGAGAGAGAGAGGUAUCUAUAAUAAUCUUGUGUUUUGUAUUAAUAUUUUUGAAUCCUACCCUUUGCCCGCAACCACCACUGUCUCCUACAAGUUUCAAUUACAGUUACUUGUACAAUA